GCUGAAAUAGAAAAAGAUACGCAUCAAAUACGAAGUUUCAUCCAGAUUAGUAAAGAAUUAAAGAAGAUAUGAAUGAAAUAAGUUUUGGAAUUUUGAGUGGUUCGAAAGAAAUCCGCUAGAUGGCGUUUGCAGAAUUUAGGAAGAUUUGAAAUUAUUUUAAGGGAAGAAAUGGCGCGAAACCCAUCAGCCAAUCAGGAGCGGGGGUUAAAAAUAGAAUGAAGAAAAAUUUCUGGGGAAGGGGAAAAGGGUAUAUAAGAAGAAGAAAAAAUUGAACCAAGACCAGUUCAAUUUAGUAAGGAUUAUUUGGGGGAAUGAGAAAAGUUUAUUCACCGCUUUAUUUAGCUCAAUUCUUCUCAACUUUAAUUUCAACUUGUAUGGAUUUUUUUAUUAUUUCAACAAACGCGGAAUCUCUUGAUAUCGCUGAAGUGAUCAACAAAUUCUUUUACGUUGCAACAAUUCAAAUACAAUUUGCACUUUAUUGUUUUCCCGCCGAAUACUUAACAGAACAAUUAAAAAAUCUAUCAGAUGCGGUUUACGCUUCAAAAUGGUAUGAAAGCAAACCGUCAUUUCGAAGGGAAUUAACUAUGAUUAUGGCAGCUUCUUUAAAACAAUCGGCUUUUACAGCUGGUGGAUUUUCUGAUGUCCGAAUGAGUACAUUUACAAAUGUACUUAAAUUAUCAUUUUCGUUUUUCACUUGUGAAAUGAUGACGAAUAUGCAAGAACAAGAAGAAAGUGGUCAAUUCCAAAAUUUUUGUAGAAUGGCGUCAGAGGAUUUUGACCAUUUAUUAUCUCUGAUCACCAAAAAAAUUCCUGCAUAUGCCAGACUAGCAGUAAUUUUAAGAUUUUUGCAACUGAAGACUCCUCUGAAAGCCUGA
Onthophagus taurus is the source of this 875-nucleotide messenger RNA. The record is from RefSeq and is a predicted model, not a curated record. Lineage: Eukaryota; Metazoa; Arthropoda; Insecta; Coleoptera; Scarabaeidae.